CGGCGGAUGGAGGGAAAAAAAGAGAGCGAGUGAGAAAGAGAGCGAGCCGGAGAGAAUAAGGAACUUUGUUACCAGGCGCGGCGGCAUCUCCGUCUGCUCCGUCGGAAGAGAAGCAUUUACAGUCAAUCGGCACGUUUUCUUUUUUUUUUUUUCCCCCAUUCUCUUCAGGACCUCGGGGAGGGGAGCGUGCUGAAGGGAUCCUGUUUUUUUGUUGUUGUUUUUUUGACAGAUGAGACCUAAAAGACGUGCCGACUGCAACCCCGCGUUCCAACCCACGGGCGUGAGGUAGGAAGUGUGCUAAACGAAGAUUCAAGUCCGCCCCUGUGCAUGACGCUUCCUUUUUAAAAUGGGCUUUGUGUUUUCUGUUGAGAUGAGUCUGGCUUUGACCUUGAUUUUUGUUUACAUCGCCUGUGGGAGUUCUCCGCUCUCCGUCACGUUCUCGCUCCCGUGCUGGGUUUUUUUUUUGAGCCGUUUUUAAAUCAGCAGCAACACGGGCAGAAGUUACCUCCGGGUAGCCACAAACGAGGGCUUUGACUCGUGCUGGUUGUGUCCGAGUUGCCGCUUUAUAAUGACAUUGUUGAAGAUACUUUAGCGGGACUCUGAUGAGAUCCGACAAAGGAAAAAUGCAUCUCCGGAUCUGGUGUGUGUUGCUGGGAGCAGCCUCCGUGUGCACGGCGGGAAUGUCUUACGGAGGAGGACUCUGCGAAAGGCUCUGUGCCUGCGAGUCGAGAGAGGGGGUGCUCACAGUGAGCUGUGAAAACAAGGGAAUUGGGAGUAUCUCUGAAAUAACCCCGCCAAACUUCCCACAGUAUCAUCUGCUGCUCACUGGGAACGUCUUAAAGAGGCUUGCCGCUAAUGACUUUGUCGACUAUCGAGGACUCGCCAUACUACAUCUGGGGAAUAAUGAGAUAUCGCUGAUUGAAGCGGGAGCUUUCACGGGACUUCAGGGAUUAAAGCGAUUACAUCUCAACAAUAACAAAAUUGAUGCCUUGAAGGAGGAGCUUUUCCGGGGCCUUGAAAGUCUGGAGUAUCUGCAACUUGAUUAUAACUACGUCACCCAAGUGGCGCCCAACGCCCUCGGCCGGCUCCGGCACCUGGAGGUGUUGAUACUCAACGACAACUUGAUAUCCGCGCUGCCUACGAACGUCUUCCAGCACGUGCCGCUGACUCAUCUGGACUUGAGGGGGAACCAGCUGAAAGUGCUGCCUUACUCGGGUCUGCUGGAGCACAUGGACGGCGUGGUGGAGCUGCAGCUGGAGGAGAACCCGUGGAACUGCUCCUGUGACCUGAUCGCCCUCAAGACCUGGCUCGAGAGCAUAUCGUACACGGCGUUGGUCGGAGACGUGGUUUGCGAGUUCCCCUUCCGCCUCCACGGGAGGGAUCUUGACGAGGUGUCGAAACAGGAGCUGUGCCCGAGGAGAGCCAUCGCCGAGUACGAGAUGCCGCCGCUGCCGCAUUUGAACACAGAGGCCUACUACCGGAGCACGCCGGCCAUUUCCACCGCCUCCUUAACUUCAUCCGGCAUUGCGAGGUCAUCGUCCAGACCAACCAAGGGUCCUCGGCAGUCAGGCAAAUUAAAAUCAAGACCCACUGCUCGCCUGGCUGCGAAAAAACCUCAGAAUUACGGCCAAAUUAUUUCAUAUCAAACCAAAUCCCCCGUGCCUUUGGACUGCCCGUCUGCCUGCACCUGCAACCUGCAGAUUUCAGACCUCGGCCUGAACGUGAACUGCCAGGAACGAAAGAUUGAGCACAUUUCCGAUUUAGACCCCAAACCGUACAAUCCUAAAAAGAUGUAUCUCACAGGGAAUUAUAUCCCUGUGGUGCGGAGAACGGAUUUCAUUGAGGCGACCGGAUUAGAUUUGCUUCAUCUAGGGAACAAUCGGAUAGCUCAAAUCCACGACAAAGCUUUUGCUGAUUUGACUCAUCUCAGGAGACUCUACCUUAACGGGAAUUUGAUAGACCAUCUUACAGAGGAUAUGUUCUACGGACUAGAGAGCCUACAGUUCUUGUAUUUAGAAUACAACGUCAUUAAAGGGGUCGCGGCGGACACAUUCCAACACGUCCCCAAACUGCAGCUUUUGUUUUUGAACAACAACCUCUUGAAAACUUUACCCGUGGGAACAUUUAGCGGCCUCGCCUUGGCAAGGCUCAAUCUUCGCAGUAACCAUCUGCGCUACCUGCCCGUCAGCGGCGUGAUCGAUCAGCUGACGGCACUGGUGCAGGUGGAUUUGUAUGAGAACCCCUGGGAUUGCUCGUGUAGGAUUCUAGACUUGAAGAUGUGGCUGGAGCAGCUAAGCACGGGCACUGUCGUAAACAACGUCAUCUGCGGCUCACCGAAAAAGCUCGCCGGGGAAGAUAUGCGCUACAUAAAGACAACUAAUUUCUGCCCUAAUAACUCGGCUCCACUGGCGUCCGUAAUCCCACCCACAGAAGAAUCCAUUCCUGGCAGCACAAUUACCAUCGAAACGCCGUUGGACACCGACACUCAAUACGGAGCAAUCCCUUUAUCGGUGAUGAUCCUUGCCCUCGUGCUCAUGUUCAUUGCAUCCGUCUUCGUGGCAGCAGGAUUGUUUGUAACGAUGAGGAAGAAACACCGAAAGAGUCAAAAUGAGCACAACAAUUCCAUGAAUACUUGCAUCAGCUCUCUCAACAUGGAGUACGGUCUGUACAAAAAAGGAACAAUCCCGAAGGUCAGGACAUCAGCUGGACACGUGUACGAGUAUAUUCCGCCACCCUUGGAGCAAACUUGCAGAACCACGGGGCAAUCAUCCGCGGAUAGCAAAUCAGUGGAGGGAUUUCGGGAUUUCGACGAGCUGAGCGGCCCCUUUCUGGGCAACUCUGACGAAGAAGCAGCCAGUAACGCGAUAGGCUCAGAGUACAGCACCACCGCCUCCGAGCCUCUCAAUAAGCCCUCCACGCCACACCGGGAUGAUCCGUCUUACUACAGAGAAGUACUCGAUCAGGACCAGAACCCACGCUACAGCAAUACGCUACCAUGCAGGCACACCACGCGUCCGUCCAGCCAGUACACGUCAGACUUUAACGCAAGGCAUCAGUACGUGCCUCCGGACAGAGUACAACAGACAAUACUCUACUGUACAGCACCGAGUACUGUUUAUGUGGAGCCUAACAGGAGCGAGUAUUGGGAACUGAAGGCUAAGCUUCACAUUGAUCCGGAUUACCUUGAGGUUCUGGAGAAAAGAACCACAUUCACACAGUUUUAAGUCAGUGACUUCAGUGACAAACACACUGGCGUGAAGGACCAAUCAGGACUUGGAUCAUUCCGCCAAAACUGGUACAACUUCACGGUAUGAACUCUGGUAUAACAAAUUGAGAGAUGCAUCCAAUCCCGAGUGGGGUUACUUAAACGCUGAGGUCUGAUUGUAAUCUGAAUACAUUUGGAAACAUUGUGACACAAUUUGUGUUCUUUUUGAACUUGCACAGCAGCCUCUUAUGAAAAGACUUCAGUCUGAUUUUAAACUAUGAGUCCGUUUAACCCAAGACCAUUUUGACAGAAUAUGUAUUUGACAAAAUGCAUUUUGGAGCUGCUUUAUAAUACAAACCCUGUUUCCAUACAAGUUGGGAAAUUGUGUUAGAUGUAGAUAUAAACGGAAUACAAUGAUUUGUAAAUCCUUUUAAACCCAUAUUCAAUUGAAUGCACUACAAAGACAACAUAUUUGAUGUUCAAACUCAUAAACUUCAUUUUUUUUUUUUGCAAACAGUAAUUAACUUAAAAUUUCGUGGCUGCAACACGUGCCAAAGUAGUUGGGAAAGGGCAUGUUCACCACUGUGUUACAUCACCUUUUCUUUUAACAACACUCAAAAAAGGUUUGGGAACUGAGGAAACUAAUUGUUGAAGCUUUGAAAGUGGAAUUCUUUCCCAUUCUUGUUUUAUGUAGAGCUUCAGUUUUUCAACAGUCCGGGGUCUCCGCUGUCGUAUUUUACGCUUCAUAAUGCGCCACACAUUUUCGAUGGGAGACGGGUCUGGACUCCAGGCGGGCCAGGAAAGUACCCGCAAUCUUUUUUCACGAAGCCACGCUGUUGUAACACGUGCUGAAUGUGGCUUGGCAUUGUCUUGCUGAAAUAAGCAGGGGCGUCCAUGAAAAAGACGGCGCUUAGAUGGCAGCAUUUGUUGUUCCAAAACCUGUAUGUACCUUUCAGCAUUAAUGGUGUUUUCAAAAAUGUGUAAGUUACCCAUGCCUUGGGCACUAAUGCAGCCCCAUACCAUCACAGAUGCUGGCUUGAACUUUGAGUCGAUAACAGUCUGGAUGGUUCACUUCCCCUUUGGUCCGGAUGACACGAUGUCGAAUAUUUCCCAAAAACAAUUUGAAAUGUGGACUUAUCAGACCACAGAACACUUUGCCACUUUGUAUCAGUCCAUCUUAGAUGAUCUCGGGCCCAAAGAAGCCGGUGGCGUUUCUGGAUGUUGUUGAUAAAUGACUUUCGCUUUGCAUGGUAGAGCUUUAACUUGCAUUUACAGAUGUAGCGAUGAACUGUAUUUAGUGACAGUGGUUUUCUGAAGUGUUCCUGAGCCCAUGUGGUGAUAUCCUUUAGAGAUUGAUGUCGGUUUUUGAUACAGUGUCGUCAGAGUUAUUGAAGGUCACAGUCAUUCAAUGUUGGUUUCCGGCCAUGCCGCUUCCGUGGAGUGAUUUCUCCAGAUUCUCUGAACCUUUUGAUGAUAUUAUGGACCGUAGAUGUUGAAAUCCCUAAAUGUCUUGCACUUGCACUUUGAGAAACAUUGUUCUUAAACUGUUUGACUAUUUGCUCACGCAGUUGUGGACAAAGGGGUGUACCUCGCUCCAUCCUUUCUUGUGAAAGACUGAGCAUUUUUUGGGAAGCUAUUUUUAUACCCAAUCACGGCACCCACCUGUUCCCAAUUAGCCUGCACACCUGUGGGAUGUUCCAAAUAAGUGUUUGAUGAGCAUUCCUCAACUUUAUCAGUAUUUAUUGCCACCUUUCCCAACUUCUUUGUCACGUGUUGCUGGCAUCAAAUUCUAAAGUUAAUGAUUAUUUGCAAAAAAAAAAAGUUUAUCAGUUUGAACAUGAAAUAUGUUGUCUUUGUAGCAUAUUCAACUGAAUAUGGGUUGAAAAUGAUUGGUAAAUCAUUGUAUUCCGUUUAUAUUUACAUCUAACACAAUUUCCCAACUCAUAUGGAAACGGGGUUUGUAAAUGCUAAAAAGAAAUGCAUAUAUCCAAAAAUAGGAAAUGUGUUUAAGAGGCCAAUGUGGACAUGAUGUCACUAUAACACAGAACGGUGUGGCGUUUAUAUACUUGAUGAUACUUUCACCUAUUUUAAGAAGGAAAACAGUGGGUCAGCAUGUGCAUGGUGUUUCUUUAGAAAGUGACAUCGCCAUCUACUGGCCUGGCAUGCACAUUACCGCAGUGGUUCUCAACCUUUUUUCAGUGAUGUGAACAUUUUUUUUUAUUCCUAGUACCCCCUAAUCAGAGCAAAGCAUUUUUGGUUGAAAAAAAAAGAGAUACACAAGUAAAAUACAGCACUAUGUCAUCAGUUUUCGAUUCAUUAAAUGGUAUAAGAGUGCAAAAUAUUGCUCAUUUGUAGUGGACUUUCUUGAACUAUUUGGGGAAAAAAAGAUAAAAAUAACUAAAAACUUGUUGAAAAAUAAACAAGUGAUUCAAUUCUAAAUAACGAUUUCUACACAUAGAAGUAAUCAUCAACUUAAAGUGCCCUCUUAGGGGAUUGUAAUAGAGAUCCAUCUGGAUUCAUGAACUUAAUUGUAAACAUUUUUUCACAAAAAAGAAAUCUUUAACAUCAAUAUUUAUGGAACAUGUCCGCAAAAACACUGAAUAUUGCAUUGUUGCAUUUCUUUUCACAGUUUAUGAACUUGCAGUCAUAUUUUGUUGAAGUAUUAUUCAAUAAAUAUAUUUAUAAAGGAUUUUUGAAAUGUUGCUAUUUUUUAGAAUAUUUUUUUUAAAAUCUCACAAACCCCUUUGGCAUACCUUCAAGUACCCAUUUGAGAACCACUGCAUUACAGCAUAUUUUGUCAUUUUUGCAGGUCUACAUCAGGGAUCAUAUAAAAACCUCUCAAAAACACAGAAUAAAGCCGUUAUUAGCCAUGGAAAACAUAUUUUGUUAAGGUAUGCCACAAAAUGAUGCACAUACCAGUGACAUGUUUUGACAUAUUUUGCAUCACCGUUUUUUCCGAGUGCUCUUAUUGUGUGAUUUCUUACUGGAGUCUUGUGAUGAUGCACUACAACAUUUUCACAAGUGUUUCCUUGAACGCGGCUGGCUUAACUAACCAACAUUGAUCCAUUCAUGGAUAAACCAUCUGUGCAGUUCAAGGGUAUCGUUCUAAACUUGGACUGUUUGGGAUUAGUUAUUGUCACACCUGAUUUGAUUGUGUAACUAUAAAACUAUAACAACAUUUUAAGAUGCAAUUUCCAGGAUUAUAGCCGCAGUACUCUGAUUAAAAACAUGGUGAAAUUAUUUUGCUUUUUUGAUAGUCACACACACACACACUAGGUGUGGUGAAAUUACCCCUCUGCAAUUAACUCAUCCCCUUGUUUCACCCCCUGUGGGGUGAGGGGAGCAGUGAGCGGCAGCGGUGGCCGCACUCGGGAAUCCUUUCGGUGAUUUAACACCCAAUUCCAAAUUGAUGCUUAUGGGAAUAAAGUUGUAAUUUUAGCGGAAUAUUGUCGUAAUAUUUGGGGGAAAAAAAUCCCAUUCAUGUUGUAAUGUAAAAAUAAUACAAGAAAA
This is a messenger RNA of Nerophis ophidion (straightnose pipefish), 6715 nucleotides long. RefSeq names its product SLIT and NTRK-like family, member 5b (gene slitrk5b). Gene Ontology annotation, molecular function: protein binding. Gene Ontology annotation, cellular component: membrane. Lineage: Eukaryota; Metazoa; Chordata; Actinopteri; Syngnathiformes; Syngnathidae. The coding region runs from base 603 to 3224 and encodes 873 amino acids. The transcript has a single exon. The record is from RefSeq and is a predicted model, not a curated record. Gene Ontology annotation, biological process: axonogenesis; regulation of presynapse assembly; positive regulation of synapse assembly.